AUGAGUCAAUUCAAAAUUUCAGAGGAGUGGAUGUUACCUCUAAGGAGUUUGAAUGUUGCUUUGGAGAUCCGUCUGGUAGGGCGGUCGAUGGGUGGGACCAUUCGGCAAGUUGCUGAAAUUAUUUUGCCCAGAUCUUCUGGCCGACCUCCCCCGUUGCUGCCUUCUUUGGAUAUAAAUGGAAGGGGCUCAAGUGCUCGGCUUGUUGUUUUCUUUGAUGUGAAGCACCAAACUGAGCCUGAGGGCACUCCAAAAACUGGGGAGAAACGUUCAACCCCUUCUGGAGCGUCUGCCCCUUCUCCUGCCCGGAAGAGACCCAGAACUGCUGCCAGGCCUUCUCCACCUCUUCCUCCUAUUGGGAAAGGGAAGGGCGUUUCUGCUGUCCCUUCGUCAUCCCCUACCGUCGACGUUCUAGAUCCGUCAGCUAUUACCUCUGAAUCUCCGGCCAGUGCCGUUGCCGCUCUUCUCAGGAAGCGAAUGUUCAGCGGAGCAACAGAGGCUUCGGAUCCUCGCCUUCUGGCUCUGACUGGCCAUCUGGCCAGUUCGACUAAAGAGCAGGUGUCCUUCCGGUCUCGCUCUCGUGAGGAGCUCGGAUCCACCAUUAGAGAAAUGCUCCUGAUGGUGACAGGUCUUUUUAUGGAAGUUGAUGCUCGCGACCACUCUCUCCGGGAGUCCGUGGAUCGCCAGAUCGAAGAGGCGCGACGCGAUGAGAACCUGACUGCCACCAGCGACGCAAGAGGUCACCUGGCAGCCGCCCGGGAGCAGAUCCAGACUCUCCAGGUGGAGUUACAUUCUGCACGGGAAGCCACUAAAAAGGCUGAAGACAAAGCGGCUGAGGCAGCAGAGCACAGCAAAUCCCUGGAAUCAGAGCUGUCCCGUACUUGCGGGAUUCUCCAGGAGACUGACAAGAGGGCAGCUGAAGUGGAAGCUCGUUGUGUAGAGGCCGCUUCCUCCAAGAAGGUCAGCCGUCCUCCUGUCAAAGCUUCUUCUCGAUCUUCCAAGCCGAGCUCCCGCAGCUCCAAGUCAGUUCGGCCAUCUAACCGUGAUGGGUCGAGCUCAACUUCGACGCCUGCGGAAGGAUCCAGGGAGACUUCCUUAGCUAUUGUGGAGCAGGCCCAAGCUACUGGACAAGUGGGGCAAGAUGUUGCCCAUUCUGCUGAAGAGGUGUUAGGGGGAAAAACUGAGCCUGAGGGCACUCCAAAAACUGGGGAGAAACGUUCAACCCCUUCUGGAGCGUCUGCCCCUUCUCCUGCCCGGAAGAGACCCAGAACUGCUGCCAGGCCUUCUCCACCUCUUCCUCCUAUUGGGAAAGGGAAGGGCGUUUCUGCUGUCCCUUCGUCAUCCCCUACCGUCGACGUUCUAGAUCCGUCAGCUAUUACCUCUGAAUCUCCGGCCAGUGCCGUUGCCGCUCUUCUCAGGAAGCGAAUGUUCAGCGGAGCAACAGAGGCUUCGGAUCCUCGCCUUCUGGCUCUGACUGGCCAUCUGGCCAGUUCGACUAAAGAGCAGGUGUCCUUCCGGUCUCGCUCUCGUGAGGAGCUCGGAUCCACCAUUAGAGAAAUGCUCCUGAUGGUGACAGGUCUUUUUAUGGAAGUUGAUGCUCGCGACCACUCUCUCCGGGAGUCCGUGGAUCGCCAGAUCGAAGAGGCGCGACGCGAUGAGAACCUGACUGCCACCAGCGACGCAAGAGGUCACCUGGCAGCCGCCCGGGAGCAGAUCCAGACUCUCCAGGUGGAGUUACAUUCUGCACGGGAAGCCACUAAAAAGGCUGAAGACAAAGCGGCUGAGGCAGCAGAGCACAGCAAAUCCCUGGAAUCAGAGCUGUCCCCGGCCCUUCAGGAGAGGGAUGAUGCUAUUGGCCAGAAAGCUGAAGUCCAGCGCCAAUAUGAGGCCUUAAAGGCUGAUUUCGAAAGACUUCAAGCUUACCUGGAUGAGGUGAAAGCUCAGAAGGGAGGUGCCCUAGCCCGGGUGGAGGUCCUUGAGCAGGAAUUGGGUGCAAGUUCUCUUCGCAAGCGAGAAGUGGACUCAGAUGGUGAGUCAGUGCUGUAUGGGGAGGAUGAUUUCCCUAUGCCUCGAGGAGAUUCCCGGAGGAACCGAGAUCGGCCAGCUGAGUCUUGUUCAGAGGAAUCCGAGCUAGGGUCGGAGGAAGACGACUCUGAUUCUGUGAAAGAGAGCCUUCACCCUGGGUCAGAUGUUGCUCCUGUCAUUAAUGUUGCGAGCUCUGGCCCAAGGGACACCGAGCUUCCUUCUGAGGGGGCUGUAAUUAGAGAUAAUGUAGGUGAGGGUGUUCUCACUGGUGUAAGUCCUUUAAGGGCUAUUUAUCCUCCCACCUUGCCGGAGGGAUAA
Molecule: messenger RNA, 2340 nt
Organism: Manihot esculenta (cassava)
Lineage: Eukaryota; Viridiplantae; Streptophyta; Magnoliopsida; Malpighiales; Euphorbiaceae
Product: flocculation protein FLO11-like
Exons: 8
Coding region: 1-2340 (779 amino acids)
Source: RefSeq, a predicted model, not a curated record